Bicyclus anynana (squinting bush brown) is the source of this 1718-nucleotide messenger RNA. RefSeq names its product ubiquitin-like protein 7. Gene Ontology annotation, cellular component: cytosol. The record is from RefSeq and is a predicted model, not a curated record. The coding region runs from base 205 to 1530 and encodes 441 amino acids. Gene Ontology annotation, biological process: ubiquitin-dependent protein catabolic process. The transcript has 8 exons. Gene Ontology annotation, molecular function: polyubiquitin modification-dependent protein binding. NCBI's taxonomy places the organism in Eukaryota, Metazoa, Arthropoda, Insecta, Lepidoptera, Nymphalidae.
GUGAUUUGCAGAAUUUUCCAAAACCAAAACAAAAAAAGACGUUUCAGUGAAUAGGUACACUGGUACAGUGAUUUUUCUAUUCUAAACACAAGCACUGGUUUAUUUUAAAGUUAGCAUACCAAGUUAGACUUUAGCGUUUCAUAGUUAUCCGAUUUAAAUCACUUAUUGUCUCGUUUUCGGAAAUCUGUUCCGCUGCUACUAACAAUGGAAGGUAUGGAAAACCAACCGUUUGUUUUCUUAGGAUUUAAAGUGAAACCAGGACCAAUAGAGCGACAUAAACUGGAAAACUUUACGCUUGAAAAUACUGUAGAUCGUCUGAAAAACGAAGCUGCAAAGAAGACUAAUAUGCCGUCUACAAGUUUAGAACUAAUUCAUCAUGGUAAAAUAUUAAAAGACGAAUCUACUCUCCAUGAUAGUGGUAUAAAGAAUGGUGAAAUGGUACACGUGAUUAAGAAGAAAGUGGUUAUUCCACCGCCGGCCCCUACUGUUUACUCUGAUGCAGAAUUGCAAUUAAUGAACAACUCUCUCAGAACACUCGGUUGUACCCCCAAUGCUGUGGGGUGGACUAGGGCAAUGCAGUUAUUAAAUGAGGAGUCUGCAAUGGCCGAAAUCAUAGAACAUGCCCCAUCACUAGCUGAGGAUUGCAUAACACUGUCUAUCCUGCAUGAAGUGGAACUCCUAGCUGCCUUGGGUGCUAAUCUGCAGACUAUGCGACGCGGCGCCGAAGCUCACCCUGACCUGCCAAAUGCUUUACGACAACUUUUGAAACUUGUGAGAACACGAUUGAGUGUUGCCACAUCUGAAGAAACACCAACGUCUGGUUUUGCCUACUCACUGGAAGCACUCUCAGAAGAUGAAGAUGCUGAGGAGGAAGAGGCAGAGGAAGGAGAGGGCAGGAGUACCAUCACACAGGAGCAGUUAGCGGCUGCUUUACAGGCGGCUACUGAGGCGGUGCUGUCGUCCAGCGGCCGCGGCGCGGGCUCCGGCGCCGUCGGCCAGGAGCGCCUGCUGCGCCUCUUGCAGGCCGCCGUGGAGCCCGAGGGCUCCUCCCCGCCCGCUUCCGCCGCAGGUACUGAUCGCACUAUCACACUUCACAUCACCGAGGCGGUGCUGUCGUCCAGCGGCCGCGGCGCGGGCUCCGGCGCCGUCGGCCAGGAGCGCCUGCUGCGCCUCUUGCAGGCCGCCGUGGAGCCCGAGGGCUCCUCCCCGCCCGCUUCCGCCGCAGCUGGCGCGAGCGGGUCGGGGGGAGGCGCGGCGGGCGGAGCGAUCUCGGCGGAGAUGUUCAGCUCGGCCAUCAACGAAGCCCUGACGCGCGCCAACCGCGCCGGCACGCCUAUGGAGCAGAGCGCUGCCACGUCGUCGUCGCAGUCGCCGGAGGAGCCCGAACCAGAGUACACCACGCAGCUGCAGCACAUGAACGAGAUGGGCCUGCUGGACGACUCGCUCAACAUGCGCGCGCUGUCCAUAUGUGCCGGUGAUGUGAAUGCAGCUAUAAAUUUAGUGUUCAGCGGUGCCUUUUUGGAUGAAUAAAUAAUUGUAACUAUGGAAUUUAGAAAUGAAAUAGAAUUAUUGUUUUCCAUUUAUUUAUUUAUACUUACAAUUUUGUAUACUUAUUACCUAAAAUAUCACUGGAUGCAUUAGAAUCCUUAAGAGCAAGUGUAAAAAUAAAUAGUGAAUACUAUAUCAAGGUGUUAAUUAAAGUAUGCUAACAUUAUAAA